Molecule: messenger RNA, 6389 nt
Organism: Perca fluviatilis (European perch)
Lineage: Eukaryota; Metazoa; Chordata; Actinopteri; Perciformes; Percidae
Gene: ccdc88b
Product: coiled-coil domain containing 88B
Exons: 28
Coding region: 1606-6249 (1547 amino acids)
Biological process (GO): cytoskeleton-dependent intracellular transport; cytoplasmic microtubule organization
Cellular component (GO): cytoplasm; centrosome
Molecular function (GO): dynein light intermediate chain binding; microtubule binding
Source: RefSeq, a predicted model, not a curated record
ACAGCGAGGUGGAGGGAGGGGAAGGGCCGCAGAAACGUCAAACUACUUCACUUGAAGCAAGAUGGAUUCUAGUACAUAGUGUUGAUAAUCUUUUUUAAUUAGCUGUCUUCUGUAGUGUUUCACAGCUCUCGUAACAUAACAAUGGACUCUAACAUUAUGGAGACAAUAGAGGAAUUCAUGGAAAGUGCGUUGGUGCAAUGGGUACGUCAUUUAUCAUUUAUCACUUCCAGUUAGAGAAAAGGUCAUCAUUUCUAGAGGCAGAGAGAGGAGAAUAAAACAGGCGGAUUAUGUGGAAACUGUGUAGAAAUCCGCUUUGGACAAUGCAGUAAAACAUUAUUUCUAGUCACAGAUACUUAUGACAUUGUAUCUUUUAGAGAAGCCUUCUUUCCAUUUCUAUUCACCCAAAUAAUAGUAAAAGUAAGAGUUGAAUAAACAGCAAAAUACAGCCUUGAUACUGAUUUCUGUUUUGUAGCUACAGCAAAACAAACACCCUACUUCUCCUUUUGGCAGCUUCCCUUGCCUCUUAAUGACCAGUUGUUCUUCUUCUCCUAAGCAUUGACACUUCCGUGUCCUUGGGCUUUUAUCUACUGUGUAUUCAAGAGAAUAUAGUCUCACUCAAUUCAGAUGAGGAUUUGUUGUAUUUGUAACAGACUGAAUUUCCAGCUGGAUUUUCCACAUGGGAAACCAAUCAGCCCAAGGAGAUUUUCCCCCGAUUCUGGUCAAUGAACAGUAUUUAGAUAUACUGUAAUGUGAUACUGUGCUGAACCUUGAAGGGAUAUUUUCUUUGUUGUUGCCCUACUCCAAAGAGGGGGUCAGAGGUGAGUUUCAUCAGGAAGCCUGCAGCUGGCAGGGCUUUACUAUUUGCUCAAGGGCACUUCAGCAGGUUGAUUAAUCACUGAGCUUUCACCCUGCUUCACAAUAUGUUGGACAUCCGCACCCUGUUCACACUGUCGCACAGUGUCUCAAGCUGCUCUACCUCACCUUAUCAGCUGAUCCAACUGGAGCUUGUUACUCUGUUAACCGACAGUGCAGUUUUUAGAAGGUGCAGGUGGGAAUAAACCUCAUUAUAUUGCAGUUUGCAUUGGCACAGCUCUUCUUAGCAGAGAGAGACCUUGGCUGGCGUCCUGCUUGGCUGCCUGUCACUGUGAAGUGCUUCCCAGUGUGGGAGCACAGAGCCCACCUGUCCAGACAGGUGCACCGACUCAAGCAGCUUCCUGUGUGAAAAUGUUUGCACCUCUCCAUCUCCCUCCUUGUCUCUCUCUCUCUUACCUUCUUUCUAUUCCUGUCUUCCUUGUCCACCUCCUGGUACAUACUCAUUGGCCACACUAUUGGCCACACACACACACAAUCUCUCCCUGUCUCUCACAGGUUCAGCUGUUUGAAAAGAUGGUGGAGAGGGAGGACGGCUUCCCGCUUUACAGCCAGUACAUGGAAGUCAACUCAAUUUCCCAGAGUGUCCGGGAUCGUUACAUGAGGCUGACCAAUGGGAUUUUCCUCAAUGAGAUCAUGAGGGUCAUCAAAUGUUUGCAUGCUGAAGUAAGAUGGUGAACUAGAGACCCGAACCCCAAGGUGGAGCGUUUGUACAACAGCGAGCGAGAUGAUCACAUGCUGAGAGUCCAGAACUUUUCGAUAUUAACUCGACACAUCAGAGCCUUCUACCAGGAAGACCUGCAGCAGUUAAUACUGAUGCCUCUCCCAAACGUUGCCAUUCUGGGGCAGGACCCCCUAACAGAGGCAGCCGUGGAAGAGCUCCGACGACUUCUGCUGCUCUUACUAGGAUGUGCUGUGCAGUGUGAGGAGAAGGAGAUGUUUAUCCAGGAGAUCCAGUCUCUGGACAUUGAGACCCAGGCAGCCAUUGCCAGCUGUAUCCAGCAGGUGACUCAGGAUCCUCGCACGGUGCUGCCGCUGAGGUGGGAGGAGCUGGUAGAGGUUGAAGGUGCAGACUUACAGCUGGUGUUCAGCUCCAUGGCCAAACAGAUCCAAAGCCUGCUGGCACAGAGAGACACACACCUUGAGAGGAUAGCAGAGCUGUGUCGGGAGCGGGAGAACCAGUCUGACUCAACCACGGUGCCCCUGGGUGGUCACAGCGAGGAGCCACCCCAAAGUCUGGCUCUCCAGCUGGCAGACAGCAAGGCCAAACUCCGCCGCCUUAAACAACAACUGGAAGAUAAAGGUGAUCAGAUAUUGGAUAACAACCUGGAGAUUCAAACCAUGGAGGAACAGAUCAAGAAACUUCAGAAAGAGAAUCGUUCUCUGCAGGGUGAAGUGAGGGGCAUGCGUGCACUGCGGGAUGAGCUGGACUGCGCCCGAGAGCGAGCUGCGCGGGCUGAGCAGCUCCAGACUGAGCUUCAGAGCUGUAAACACAGAUUGCGCAGCCUGGAGCUCACACGGACUCAGCUGAAGGAGCAGCAGCAGCUGUGUGCAGCGCUGCAGGAGACCAAAGUUCUUCUGGAAGAACAGCUGGCCAAUGCACAGGCACGCUGCUCCUCACUAAGAGAGCUUGAGAGGGACAAUCUUCUGCUGCGUCAGAGAAUCAUAGACGUGGAAGCGGAGCAGGACACCGAGAGGCAGCGAGUUGAUGAGCUGCUGGAGAUGAACAUGAGCCUCGAGGCGGACCUGAGGCACUGCUGCAGCAGCGGCAGUGUUCCCGCUCCAGUUGCUGCGGUUCACCAACGUUUCCUCCAAUCAGAACUGGACUCUGACGAGGAGCUAAACGAAAUGAUUGAUCAGAAGCCACUGAGUGUGGAGGUGGGCGAGGCUUCGACGCUGAUGCUGCUGGGAGCGGAGCAGGAGAACGCAGAGCUGAGGAGACGACUUGAGGAGCUGCAGGCCCAGCAGGAGGCUGAUUCUCCAGAUGCAAAGGAUGAGCUGGCUUGCCUGGAAAUGGAGCAUCAGAACACACUCAGAGAGUUUCAAAACUUGAAGAAUGACAAUGCCACUUUGAAGCAGCGCCUUGAAGAGCUGGUGACCAAACUGCAACACUUAGAAGACAAAAAGAAGGAAGGAGUGAAGAUGCCAGACAGAGAGGAGGAGGAGAAGGUGGAGAGAGGAGUCCAGGGCUCUGAAUCCUGCAGGGGAGAAGGGGAAGGAAGGGUGAGGGUAAUGGGGUUGAGGGAGAGAAGAGGAGAAAUCAUUGGGACCCAGAGGGAAGCAGGCGUUGGGGAAGAGGUUGUCCAUGUUGAAGGGGGAAAAGAAGAACCAUGCGAUGAGGAGGCUGAGUCCAAAGGAAGAGGAGAGGCAGAGGGAGGGCAGAAGGACAAAGAGAAAAAGGAGAAAGAAAGAAACAUAAAGAAAGAUCAUACUGCAGUAACAACAACAAGCUCAGAGAUCCAAAACCACUCACAAAGUGUAGAAGAUAAUACAGAGACCACAGCUGUAGUGCAGGCUGUUUGUCCACUGUCUGUUCCUGAUGUAGAGCUUCUGGCAAAGCACCUCCAGGAUGCCCAGGAAGAGGCUGACAGACAGGCAAUGGUGGCCCAGGACCUGCGCUCCAAACUGGGGGAGCAGAGCAGAAAAACCUGGGAGGCUGAGCAGAGGCUGGUGGUUCUGGAGGCCGAGCUGCAGCGACUGAAGAGAGCUGCCGAGAGUCUGGGAGAUGCCCGCAGGCAGAUAGAGGUUCUUCAGUCGGAGGGUCUGGUUAUGGAGGAGGAGCUGUGCCGCUUGCGGAGCCAAGUGGGGCUUCACAGGAUGCAGUCCACAGUCAUCGCCACCCUGGAGGGAGAGCGGGCCGCACUGGAGAGAGACAGGGAUACGCUACGCAGCACCAUGGACGCCCUGCGCACCGCCUACCGCAAGAGUGACCAGUUAGAGCUCACCACUCAGACUCUCAGGGCAGAGGUCGAACGACAAGUUCGGAGUUUGGAGACUUCUCGACGUCGGGAGGAGGAGCUGGAGGCAGAGCUCCGCGAGGCCACCGUGGAGGCCGAAUCUAUGGCCCGGGCGCGAGACCAGGCGCUGCUGGAGGUGUCAAGGCUGGAGCAGGAGAAGGAGGUGUGUCAGUCGGAGCUGGACGGCCAACGGAAGGAGGGGAGGCAGAGAGAGAGGGAGGCAGCGAGGCUCAGGCAGCAGCUGGAGAGCACAACCCUGGCCCUGGAGCACAGCAACCAGAGAGCUCGGGCUCUGGAUGCUGAACACAGACGUGCGGGUCAGCAGCUGUCUGAAUCCAAGGAGCUCUGCACUCGGCUGCAAGACCUGGAGAAGGAGCUCAGCACUCGAUUAACCAGCAUGGAGGAGGGUAAACAGCAGCUGCAGGAGCAGCACGCAGAUGCUCAGGCCAAGAUUAGCUCACUGUCCCAGGAUCUAUCCAAUGAGCAGGCACGUUCUCAGAAACUGUCUACUGAAGUCGAACAUCUGAGCCAGAAACUGCAAAACGCUGAAGCUGAACUUAAGACAACAACCGAUUAUCUCAACCAAUCACAGGAGAGAAUAGAGUCGCUCUCCAAGUGCCUUCAGAAAAGUGAAUCUCUUCUCCAUUUGGAAAAGAGAAGAGGAAGUGCGGAGGUGGACGCUACGUCUAAUUCAAAAUCAGAUUCAUCAAACAAAAAUCAUAUUUGUCACACAAACACCCAGGAGACGUCACAUCUGGAUCAAUCCCUUGCAGCUGGCAAAGGUCGACACCUUUCCAUGACGCAUGACUAUGCCACAGGAGAGACAGAGAGGCAGCUGAGUGAGAGGUUGAUAGAGCUGGAAAGAGAGAAAGCAGUGGCGGUUGCAGGACAGGAGGCUUUGCUGUUGCGACUGUCUCAGUCCCAGGAGGCGUGUGAGCACCUGAAGGAGCAGCUGGAGGGUCUGCGCCGGCACUCCCUCAGCCUGCAGGACUCCUGCACCAGAGUACAGACACUCAACACCCAGCUACAGGUGGAGCAAGCAUCUCUUAGCUCCCAGCAUGCAGCAGUUGUGGCGCGUUGCAGUGAGAGUGAGGGCCGGUGUGUGGCUCUGGAGGCCGAGUCCAAAGUGUGGGCGCGGGAGCGGGAGGAGUCGGUGGCCAGGAUGGAGGCUCUGAGGCGGGACCACGAGCGGAUGACUGCUCUGCAGCAGCGGCAGGAGGUGGAGCUGGAGGAGCUGCUGGACAAACACUCUCAGCUGAGGAGCAACAACCGCAGCCUGGAGGCCCAGCACAGGGAGCUCGAGGCCAGGUACAAGGAGCUACUGGACGAUAAAACCCACCUGGAGGAGAGAGAGCGGGAGAUGAAGAUGGAGAGAGAGGAGAUGGAAGCAGAUGCCCAGAGGAGACUGGAGAGAGAACGAGAGCUGGAGAGGCUGAAAGAAGACAACGAUAGGCUGCAGGCCCAGCAGAAGGAGGGGUUGGCGUCACAGGCAGAGCUGCUGGCUCAGGGCUCGGAGCUGAGGGGCGAGCUGAGCGCCUCCCAGCUGGAGCGGACACGGCUGGAGGGGGAACUCAGCGGCCUGAGGGAAACCAACCAGAGCCUGGUCCUCACCAGCGCCCGCCUCACCAGCCAGUACCAGCUGUUAACCCAGUUGAAGGGGAACAUGGAGGAGGAGAACCGACAUUUAGCGGAGCAGAACCAGAGUCUGCUGAAGGAGAAUCGGGCCUUACUGGAGCAGAGCCUAGAGCGCCGUGACCAGCACUACUCACAGCAGAGGGAGUACCAGGAGAAGCUGAGUGAGCUUCGUCGGGAGAAGCAGAAAUUGGUGGAGAAGAUUAUGGAUCAGUAUCGAGUCCUCGAGCCCAGCAUGCAACCUCCAGCCAGCAAAGCCAAGAAAUCUAACUGGAUUGCAGACCGGAUGAAGAAGCUAAUCAAACCCCGGGGAGGAGUAAGAGAGGGACGAGCCCUCUUCACCGCCGCGGGCAGUGUGGAAAACAUAGCCGACAGCACUGAAUUUACAUCAGACACGCACACACCUCAUCCCGACCCCCGCAGUGCUCCAGUCUCUCCCUCUCCAAUGAGAAAAGCUCCAUCCCAGACAGACAUCUCGGCUCCUGGGACUCCAGCCAUGCGCUCCAGCUCUGGGGUGCGUCGUAAGCUGGGAUCCCGUCACGGCUGGGGGCUUGGGUUGGCCAGAGGAGGCUCUGGAGUCUCCCAAUCCUUCAGUCCUGGUGACCACAAAACACCACCCCGCUUGCGGCUGCGCUCCAGCCAGAACAACUCCACUGUCCUCUGGGAGGGACAGAGAGGCGAAACAAACACACCCCAGACAGCAGACGCUCCGUUGAGCAGUCAGGAGAGUGUCGAGGAGGAUGAAGGCAGAGACAAUCAACACUCCAGUGACGACACAGCAACAACCUGAGACAGAACUACACUUGACUCUUAAUUAAAGCUUAUGUUUAAUAUUUUUGAUGCAACCUUUUGUAUUCCUGAAUAUUUUUAAAAUGAGAUCCUUUUAGUAUUUUUGAAUACAUGAAUUAAUAAAUCAUUUUGUUAAUCGUU